GUGGUGCGUUACUCUGUGUUGGGCCAUUACAAUGCUCACUACGACACAACACACGAUUCUGCCAGGAUAAAGGAAUGCUGCCGUGAAGGACAAGAUUUUCAAGAUUGCAACUUGUGCAGGUUUGUUUUUGCUAGGUUCGUUAUUACGCACCGGCAGGCCUUCAUUAUUAACGCUUCAGCACGAGUGUUUCUUCGCCCGCAAGAAAAUAUUCGGAGGUCUUGAGCGAAUCAGUGAGAGGUCUGGAACCGGGUCUAGCACUGAUAAGUCUUAGAGCCAGGCUCCCGACAAACCUUUCCCCGACUCGUCUCUAAAUCUUCCAGCGGGGGAAAAACGCGCCGCCUGCAACGCUUAUAAUAAAGCCCUACCCCCAAGCUUGGUUCUUCAUGACAUACUUUGGUCUUAAUUGCACUACCCCCGGAGCGGAGACGCGAGAAAAAGAAAACGCAGAGAAAAUGAGCCGGCAAAAACCUGGCACUAAGGCUCGCUCUAAUUAGUCUUCCCCUAUCCAUGUUUUAUGGGAUCUCUGUAACAGUAGGGGUUUGUAAUAAGCCCUCAACUGCUGUAGAUUUUUAAAUAUAUCAAUGUCUAUUUCUGGCUUAUGGGUACAUGGGUACAUAGUUUAUUGUGUUAAUUAAGUCUCUCUUAAUUAAUUUUCCAGGUUCGUUACCAUUCUCCUUUACUUAAACAACGUGGCGAAAGGCGGUGAAACGGCAUUCCCCUUGGCGGAUGAUCCUGAACGUUUCUACUCGAGAAACUAUUCCGUAACCCUCAAUGAAAGAUGCCGCGAAGCUAACCUACUGAUCCAGCCAAAGAAAGGCAAAGCGGUCAUGUGGUACAAUCAUCUCUUAGAGCAUGACGGGGAUGAUCACAUGGGUGUCUUUGAUUGGCUGUCUUUACAUGGUGGAUGUGACGUCAUUGAGGGAGUCAAGUGGAUUGCGAAUGUAUGGUUGAACGCACCCUUAAGAAAAGACGACAAUUCAUAAUUGAACUGUAAUGUUUUAGAUCGUAAUUAAAGCGCGGGAAAAUGCGGGCGACCAAGUCGUGAUUGUUUUAAGUUUUGCAUCUAAUUGGUUGAGAAAGUGGCGCUAGUUCUCUGGGCCAAUCACAGAGCAAUGUCAAAGAAAAUCAAAGCAAUCUUGGAUUAGCAGGUAAUUUAGCGUUAACAACUGAAUUGAAAACGUAAAUUGGUCACCGUAAAGAGUAAAAAGGCUGACUUUUCGAGCGUUAGCCCUUCGUCAAGUAAUCCAAAGCAAUCUUGGAUUACUUUCGACACUCAAUUGAAAAUUGCUCCAUCAGGAAAAUAUUGCUGGACUACACUUGUCGGUAUAUACCUGCUGGGGUUGAACUUCUCUCAUACCCCUCUGGCAAAUUUCGUCCGCGGCAACUAUUGAAAAACUUGCAUGUCAGCUAAACGACAGGGAAUUUGUCAAGAGGGUGUUGGCGCUAUUGUUUCAUCUUCAGAGCUUAGAAAAAUCUUGCAUAUAAAAUAAAAACUUGCCGGUGCUUAUGCGACUUCCGACCUUAGCAACAAAUUAGAAAACGUCACGGCCGUCUGGACAAUCAUUCCGACUUGGUAUUCGUUCCUCGCAAAGAAAUGUCUCUUCGGAGGAGGAUCGUGGGCUCAGUUCUUGAAUUGCGGCUCGUUAUAGAUUCUAAAGCUUAGCCAAAUCACGAAUGAAUUUAAAGACUGGGACACUCUGAGGACUUCAUCACUCAGGUUUAGAAGUUAGAAGGUUUCUUUUAAACAAGAGUAAAUAAAGUUGUCUUUUGCUGUAAGGAAGGGAAGGGAAGACGGCAAGGGAAAGAUCGGUAAACGGGAGAGAAAUGAGAAAAAAGUGAACAUUUGCUGAGGUUAUUCAAUAAUUCGGGAUAUGAAAAAUUCUCAGUACUUCUCCUUUUUUUUUUUCCUCCCCCCCCCCAAAAAAAAAGGCGAACCCUUUCCCUAUUGAACGUCGCCACACCUAAGCAGGAUAUGUUCCCAAACUUAUCGUUAACGUCACUUUGAACGUUUAAGUUCUGAAAUUUGAAUAUCUUUUAUUUGUCAUUUUGUUGUUAUUUUUGUUUUAUAUGGCCGCUCACUUGCUCAAAAUCCUUCUUUGCUGCAUUCGCUUUCUAAAGAACAAAAUUUACUCUACGUAAAAAUGGUUCUGAGUACAAAGUAAACGAAUCUGUAUUUCGCCCCAUAUACUCGUAUCAGACCCAAGUCAACUUCUGGGGGCAGCGGAUGUUGAUGAAAAUGUGGUGUCAUGAAUACUAUCCUCGCCAUGAAGUGGAUUACUAAUCUGCACUUGAUUACGAACAUAAUAACAUAAUUUCAGGCUCACCUUAUGUCCUCAAGUAAGCGCCUAGGCACUUAUAUAAAAUUUCGGUUUGAAGGAGGGGCGCUUAUCGGAAGGACAGUGCUUAAGCGGGGGGCUGUUUUUUCAUCAUCAACUUUUUUUUUCAGAAGUAUCCCAAUAACAUUUGUUAAUUUCCAAUGUAAAUUGGCCCUCGAAGACUACAGAAUUGUUUAGUUGCUCAUGCUUACGAAGUUUACCAAGAGCGCGGCAAUAGGACCCAAAUUAAAAGAACAGCAAGCAAAUGGAGAUGGAAAAAACUGGAAAUGACUUGACGAAAAAGGACAGCACUGAUGCUGUUGUAGUUGAAGAUACAAAAAUGUAGCCACAGCAACAGGUUUUCUUAGUAUCCCUAUUAGUUGGGGGACGGGGGGAUACUAAUUCGAAAGGGGCUCUUGCUUGACAUAAUGACCUGGGGUGGGUGCUUAUUUGGGGAGAGCGCUGAUUAGAGCGUGGGCGCUUAUUCUUGGAAAUACAGGGGAAAAUUCAUUAUCCUGUACUAAUCGCGUCGUAGUUAAACCAUAAGAAGUCAUAGAUAAAGUGGAAAUGUGUACAGGUUUUCCUUGUAUUUCUAUUAUUUAAGAAAGUGAUGGACGAAGGGAGCUGGCGGAGUGUGGGCACUUUUUCUGAGGAGGGGGCUUCUUCGAGGAAAUACAGAAAAAUCCUGGAUCUUUUCCCUGAUCAAACCAGGCCUGUUAAACUUUUAAAAAUCAACUGCCCCAUGAGGUUUUAUUUUGUUUUUACAUUUUUUUCCGCUUUUGUUUUUUUUUAUCAUGACGCAAGAGAUCAGUUCAUAAUAUCUUGCAUGACGCCAUUCAACUGUAGUGUUUUGGUUCUUCAGAUAGGCCUUUUCAAGGCAAAAAUGUGAACGGCGCGUUCUUGCGCCCCUCGCGUGACCUUCUUGCGUGGCGUUUUGUCAGUCACUCUAUCUAAUAUUUCUUGCAGUUACAGCUUGUAGUAUCAAAUGACAAAAACUUAGCUGAGUCUUUGUGCGGGCAUCGUGCAGCGAUAAACAAACGGCCUUUGAUCUUAUUAAGUUUGAGAUAAUACAGACAACAACAACUCCUUUCUUCUUCGAUGGUGUUGCUCUGCCUAUCUUUGGCAGAUAUCACCUCAUCAUGUCUUUUCCCUUGAAAUAUUUUUUCUUCACUCUUGUGAUAACAUGUGGUUUCGUCCAUAUUCGUGGAUCGGAUUUGAAGCCAAGCAAAGGUGAAACAUGUUCCUUUGGUGGCCCCGGCGUGGAUGGGGACGGCGAACAAGAACCGUGCUAUAAAGAUGGUUUAUACUCUGCCAUUUCAGACGUACGACUUCCAAGGAGAGAUCCUGUAGCUGUAGAUCACGUACAAACCAUCCAAGUUGAUGAAGAGAAGACCUUGCAAUUAAAAACCCGAAGUGUAAAGCCGCCCGUGUUUGAAAUCCCAGGUCUGCUAAGCGACGAUGAAUGCGAUCACUUGGUAAACCUAGCGAACACGAAUGGUCUCGCAGAGAGCGCAACCGCACGUAGAGCAACGAUGACUAGAGAGGAUGUGAACACAACGUUGACACAGAGACAAAUGGGAAUCUACUGCAAGAGAAUCUGCCGUUUCGACAAGAAUGAGGACGGGAAUAUAACUGUUCGUGAGUUUAAUGAUUAUGUAUACCGCGUUAAAAAAAUGUUGGUGACCCGCAACGAUGUGUGGAACGCUUACGAAGCGCUCCUCCUCGAAGGAGCUUCGUACAUCACCUACGAGAACUGCACUAAGGUGAAUCGAACGCAGUUUGUAGAGUUCGUGUAUCGAUUUCACACCAUGUACCGCUUCCCUUACUAUAAUGAAAGAUACAGUAUGCACGCUUGGGUGGAGUUUAGUAAAAAAGAUCCUGUGUUGGAGCGAAUUAAAAGAAGAGUAGCAGAGGUUACUCAGAUCUCUGCGUUGCAGAUUGAGCACAGCGAAGAUUUACAGGUAAAAAAAGAACAGAAAGUGAUCACUUAGUUUUAGCUUCAAAUUUCGAUCUUGUCCUCGACCAUAAUAGGGUGGAAAAGAAACCUCUUUUGUUUGCCAAUGAAACUUGAUUCUUUGCACCCGUUGUCUAGUUUUGUCACGCAGCACACGGGCAAGACUUCGUCCAGCGGGUGGUCCUCUUUCAAAGGCGAAGCGCAUAGACUACAAAUGGUCUCUCCUUUUCGGCGAAGACCGUAGCGUAUCUCCCCUCCCCAAAAAAAUAAACAAACAAAAGAACAAACAAAACAAAACCAAAGCAGCGAAAAAGGAAAAAUAAAGAAAAACCCUUGAUGUUAGCGCAACCGCGCGGAACUCUGGAAGUGAAAGGCAGUACGUACAUUUCAUACUUUUUUUAAGUCACGCGACGGACUUCGCCGAAGAAUGACUGCUCGUAGUUUAGGGAACGCGUCGUGUGUAUGAUUAGAUUCGAGGGAUAAAUUCUCCUCCCCCUCUGUCUCAUUGCAGAAAUUUUCCUGUUACGCAAGGCAUAAGUCGUGAUUUGUAAUGAUAUUGCUCCUAAUUGGUUAGAAGAUGUGUACAAUUUUUCUUUAAGACCAAUAACAGGGCAGAAUAAAGCAAGAUCAAAACAAACGAGGAUGACACUUAAUUGGAAAUUAUUCUAUCAGUAAACUCUAUUUGUUUGUUUGUUUGUAUAUUAACAGGUUGUCAAAUAUCGGCAAGGUGGCCAUUAUUACGCCCAUUAUGACUCUAAUGUGGGUUCAGAAAUCCAGGAAAAGAGAUGUUGUCAGAAGUUUGAGAACCAAUCUCAAAGUUCUUGUCUUAUAUGCAGGUGAGCUUAUAGGCUUUUUGCAGUCUGUUACCCUUUGACUCACAAGAAUAGCUAGCAGCUAUUUUCUCUGUACAAUAUCACCCCUCCUCCUCCUCCCCCUCCUCCUCCUCCUCCUCCUCCUCCUCCCCUCCUCCUCUCCUCCUCCUCCCCUCCUCCUCCCCUCCUCCUCCUCCUCCCCUCCUCCUCCCCCCCCCUCCUCCUCCCCCUCCCUCCCCCCCCUCCUCCCCCCCCCCCCUCCUCCCCCACCCCCCCUCCCCUCCUCCCCCCCCCUCCCCCCCCUCCUCCUCCUCCCCCUCCUCCUCCUCCUCCUCCCCCUCCUCUAAUUCUAAAUAAACGGGUUCUAAAUAAACCCGUGAAGUGAUUAAUAUACGGUUAAGAAUAUAUGAAAGUCAUAUAUUUGAACUGCGGAUAAAGACAUGAAUGAAAGUGAUCCUCGCAGUGAUGUGCACUACUCACUAAUCACUUCACAGGUUUAUUUAGAACCACCAUCAUGACCAGCUCCCAGUUGGCUUGUUAGCUCAGUUGGUAGAGCGCUGCACCGGUAUCGCAGAGGUCAUGGGUUCAAAUCCCGUACAGGCCUGAAUUUUUUUCAGGCCUUAUUUUCACUACUGCCUAAGUAGUGCACAUCACUGCGAGGAUCACUUUCAUUCAUGUCUUUAUCCGCAGUUCAAAUAUAUGACUUUCAUAUAUUCUUAACCGAAUAAUAAUAAUAGUAAUAAUAAUGAUGAUGAUGAUGAUAGUUUAUAAACAUAUCCACCAGGUGGCUCUUCCCUGUUAAAAUACAUUAAUUACAAUAAAAAUCAAAAUUAAAAAAUAAAAAUCAAAUUAAGUUAUUUCACAAAUUAUGCAAUAUGCAAUUAAAAGUAGAAGUAGGAUUAACAGAAGAGAAAUUACAGCAAAACUAACUAAUCACUCUGUACUCUAUUACAUAAAAAAUUCCUUCAAAGUCUUAAAAAGGUUCUAUAAUCUUUACAGUUUCUAAUAGAUUCUGGUAAAUUGUUAAAUAGCUUCGACGCGUUAUCUUGGAAAGUGCUGUUUUCGGUCGGGAACACUAAUCUAAUUGAAUUGCUUGAGCGCAGUUCCUUGCGGCAUUCCUGUUUUAUUAUUUUAAGAUAAUCUGGCCAAGUCUCAGUGUUAUGCAAAGCUUUAAAGCAUAAUUUCAGGAGGUUCAAAUCUCUUCUCUCAUUGAUUGGAAGCCAUCCGAUUUUAAGUACAUCCCAAAAGUUCUUGACAUGGUGACCGAGUACAAAACUUGCGGCAGCAAAUUGAACUCGUUGCACACGGCGAAGUAAGAAUUGUGGUAAAGGGUAAAAACCCAGAUCGGCGUAAUCUAGUUUUGACAAAAUCAAUGUUUCUACCAGUUGCUUUCUAAGCUCAUAUUUGGCAAGGUAUUUCAAUUUUCUUCGUAUCGAUACCGUGUGCGUGAUGUGAUCGUCCCACUUAAGAUGCUCAUUGAUGUGAACUCCAAGCAGUUUGCAAGAUUUAAUAAGUUCUAGUUUAUAACCACUGACUACGAUGUUAGGAUUAUACUCGUCAAGGUGAUGUACUCUGGACAUUUGCGGGGUGGAUAGGAUCAUAACCUUCAUAUAUAUAACCUUCAUAUGUAAAUUUUAUUCCUUUCUGAAGGCUUCGACCCCAUUAGGUGAAAUGACAUGCCGACUUUGUAUAAAGCCUGGUUUUCACUAGCAACGCAACCACUAGUGCGAGCACAAAUGCAAGCACAACAGCUCUUAUUUCACCGUGAAAACAGCCUCGACGCAAGCAUAAAUACAAGCGGAAUUACGGGCACAAGGAUCAGAAUGCGGUCCAGGCCGUUAAUUCGCGGUGAAAUAAGAGCUGUGGCCUUACUCACCGUAGAGUCUCUAUUGCUUAGUGGUAGAGCAUCAGAAUCUCAGAAUCUGAAGGUCUGAGGUUCGAUUAGCUUUCGAUUCCUCAUGGGAUUCAUAAUUUUUCUUUGUGCCACGCUCGUCGUGACAAGACGAAAAAACAUCUUCCGCUAAGAGCUGUUUGUUUUUUUGCUUGCGCUUGUGCUUGCGUUGUUAAUGAAAAUCAGCUUUAGCCUUUUACACCCGAGCAUCAGUAUACAAACUCUUCAUACUAUGCUCUAGACAUUUCCCAAGGUGCUGACAAGGAGAAUUUGUUUAACAAUCAAGAGCUUCUUUAGUUGGUGAUCAUUUCCUUUAUUCUCAUAACCUAAAUGUGUGAUUUGGGGAUGAUAUUUUAAGAAGAAAUUAGGUUCUAAUCACUUUUAGGGGUUAAAAAGUUAAGAGGUAACUGUUUUCCACUUAAUGUUUUGGUUUUCCUUUUUAUUUAGGUACAUCACCGUUCUGUUCUACCUGAACAACGUCACUGAAGGAGGAGAAACUGCGUUUCCGAUCGCAGAUCACGAAGAACUGUUGUCAGGAAGAAACUAUUCCUCAAAUCUCAGUAAGAGGUGCCAAAAGGCAACUUUGAUUGUGAAACCCGUAAAGGGUAACGCUCUUUUUUGGUACAACCAUGUUCUAGAGGAGGAAUCUGGAAUGAUGGGCGAGGUGGAUCUGUUAUCGUUAAAUGGCGCAUGUGAUGUGAAUAAAGGAGAGAAAUGGGUCGCAAAUUUAUGGAUUAAUGCCCCGCGCGUUGAUCAAACUGUAUAACUUUUCCUGAAAGAACUGCUGUUGAGAUUACACUCGUUAAACAACAAUAACGAUAAAUUCAGCUGCAUUCAAUUACAAUUUGUUGCUAUUAAUUUGAGGUUUUAAAAAAAGAACUCUCUGUGGAUGGAAUUUCUGUUCUACCCGCAAUACUCACAUAACCAAAACUGUUAUCAAGGUCACUUAACCAAAUGAAUAAAGGGGUAGGUUUCUAAAGAAACUGUGGUGCUGCGUCGGUGAGAGAGUAUAGCAGGUAAUUUAGUGUUAACAACUGAGUUGAAAACGUAAAUUGGC
This is a messenger RNA of Pocillopora meandrina, 8029 nucleotides long. The record is from the annotation of a GenBank genome assembly. NCBI's taxonomy places the organism in Eukaryota, Metazoa, Cnidaria, Anthozoa, Scleractinia, Pocilloporidae.